Molecule: messenger RNA, 3081 nt
Organism: Eremothecium cymbalariae DBVPG#7215
Lineage: Eukaryota; Fungi; Ascomycota; Saccharomycetes; Saccharomycetales; Saccharomycetaceae
Gene: ULP2
Product: SUMO protease ULP2
Exons: 1
Coding region: 1-3081 (1026 amino acids)
Biological process (GO): proteolysis
Molecular function (GO): cysteine-type peptidase activity
Source: RefSeq, a predicted model, not a curated record
AUGAACAGGCACAAGAGGGCUGGCCUUACGCCGAUGAAUACAUUGGUAACACAUUCGAGGGAAAGUAAAGGGCCAACACGGCAUACAGGGGAUCGUUACCAACUUGAACGACAGAAGCAUGUUAGUAAGGUUUCUGAGGGGGUUAUUCGUGCUGUGGAGCUUUCAGAAUGCAUACCGCCUUCGAAAAAAUAUAAGUUGUCACCUUCACCUGGUUUGAUGCAAGGCGCUGCUGCUGCUACUUCUAGCUCUAAUGGGUUGUUGCCGUCAGCAGAAAGCGAUCUGGGUAAUUUGGCCGAUGCUGGUAAAUAUGCGACUGAGCGGAUAGUUGGAUAUUUAGAGUUAUUUGAUGAUAGCGGUGAUUUGUAUGUUAUUGAGAAUGUCCUGUUGGAAAUAUCGUUUGGGAAUGGGUCGAAGGAGAUGAUGUUUUGUGAUUUGAAGAGCGUGGGAGAUAUGAAUGUCAUGCUUUCUUUGAAUCUUUUGAAGGAUGUGCGUAUGUUCUACUUUGAUAUGCAUACCACAUGUGUGGGGCUCCAGCUGGUGACGGAUUUUUAUCUGAAUGUUGAUGAUGGCAAAGUGCUUGCUAAGAUGAUUAUUUGGGGUAACAACGGGGACAAAUCUGAAGUUAGAUUGAUUGGGAUUGAAGAUAGAAUCAAGAAGGCAGGGUUUAAAAUAAGUAACACAGGGAGCAAGAGAAUAAUUGAGGAAUCCAUGAAACAGGAUUUAGUUAGCAGAGUGGUGAGACAGAAAACAGAUAAAGGAAUUGCUUUGUUAGGCAAGACUCUAAAGUCUUUGAAUAACACAAAAGGCCUGAAGAAAAAGUAUGGCAAGUCAGGGCAGGUUAUAAAUCUUCCUGGGAAUGCUAUGCCAGUAGAAUCAUCAGACAGUGAUACGUCUCCUGGUAAAGGAAUUGCAUCAAACUCAUUUUACGGCUCUGUAAAAACAUCUCCAUUGAAAUCAAAAAUAUCAGAACAUACUUAUUCCAGUUUGAGGAAAUCAUCGAGACUAUUGGAAAUGGAAACCGAAAGCCAUUUAUUGUUAGAUGAUGACGAUUUGCAUGAAGUCCCAGAAGUGUUUAAACCUAGUUUGCACUACUUAUUUGGCGAUGAUACAAAGUAUUCAGUUACCAACCAAGAUUUUAAGUGCUUGUACAAUCAUGAUUGGAUCAAUGACACCAUUUUAGACUUUUUUGUGAAAUACUACGUUGAACAAGCGAUUUCUACACAAAGCGUGGAAAAGGAAGAAGUUUUUAUACUAUCUUCAUUUUUUUACACUAAAUUAGUCAGUAACUUGGAAAAUUGUUAUUUAAAUGUUAAGAAGUGGGUAACCAACUCAAAUCUAAUGGAACGAAAGUACGUCGUAAUUCCUAUCAAUGUCAACUUUCAUUGGUUUGGUUGUAUCAUAACAAAUUUGCAUAAAGUACUUCGGUUUUUUAAAAAAGGAUACUAUUCUCGGUGGGUAGAGCAGGCCAAUUCAAAUUCUAACUUUCCAGAACAUGAAGAAGUGAAUUUCCCAAUGGUAUCGAUCUUAGUUUAUGACUCUCUACGACAGACACAUUCACGUGAAGUGGAUCCGAUCAAAAUGUUUUUGAUUGCCUAUGUUAAAGACAAAUAUGGAUUUGAGAUCCCAAGGAUGCAGAUUAGGAUGAAGAUGUGCACUGUACCACAGCAACCUAAUAUGAGUGAUUGUGGUGUUCACCUUAUCUUAAACACCAAAAAGUUUUUUGAGAAUCCGAAAAAAGCUAUAGCAUUAUGGUUUCAAAAACCUUCAUUACUCCUAACCAAAGAAAUAAACUCUUACUUUGAUAAAAAACAACGUAAAUCUGCCAGAAAGGAGCUAAGACAGGUUUUAUGGAAUUUACAACAGGAACAAAUUGAACACAAUGGUACAUCUAAUGACUCUGAUAUUUCUGGUGAUUGUGCCGAUCAUAGUGACAUAGAGAUUAUUGAAAAAGUUGAUGAAAUCGAAACUCAAACUCAGGAUGUCGACCACAAGGAAGGCUCCAUGGAAGGAAUGGAAUGCUCAUCUGAGUACAAUAUUAUUUCUGGCGAACAGUUUGUUAAACUGGAAUUAGUUCAAACUGAUGGAAGUUCCUUGUUAAGGGAGCGCCCAGAAAUAUCCAGUGGCUCUGAAGAUAGAAUGAGUAUUUCUCCAGAAUCUAAUGUUAUGAUUUAUAGAAAUGACGAAAAUCAGAGACACUAUGUUGCUCAUUCAUCCUCUGUGGUCCGAGAGCCUAACAAUAGGCGCCAUUUGAGCAGCAGCCCCGAACGCAUCGAUACGGUCGCUAAAGAAACAGGUGUCAGUUCUGUAUUUUUUCAAGAAAAAGUUACUAGAGAUACGAUUACUGAAAAAGAGUCUAAAAAGAAGCAAUAUGAUGAUGUUGAUGCAAAGAAACCGCACGCUUUAUUGGAAGGGGUGGGCAAUAAAAAAAGAUUUGGCUCAUUGGGAUUGCGUCACAGCGUCAUCUCUCCGCUUUCAGAAGUUGAUGAAUACCAUGAGGAUUCAAUCAAUCAAGAAAUAGCCAAAUUUAAAGCUGUUUCAAUAGCCAGCACUUUACAAAGACCGAAUAGGCGUAAUAUUCGAAGAGUUGAUUUUGAUCCAGGGCCAACACGGGUGGUGAAUCAAGGUGAUAAUGAUAAUAAUGAUGAUUACGACGGUGAUGAUGGUGAUGAUGUUGAUUCUGAAUCAGAAGAAUUAAAUUUAUUAGAGCAAGCGGUAGAUACUACUGCAUAUUUAAAAAACGAGCUUGAUAAAGAACUAGCUCAAGAUUCAUCUGAUAUACAUAUUUCAGUUCCCCGUAUGAAUAUUAAAACACCUAAACCGAAUAAUGAUAUUAGUGAUGCUAACCCCAAAAAAAUAAAAAGCAGGGAACUUAUUGAAUUGGAAGAUGUGAAAGAGCUAUCCAGCACGGUUUUGGGCGGAUCAUCUAAAACAAAAGGCCCAACUUCGAGCAGCAAACAUAUUACGUCAUCAACUUCCGAACAUGAGUAUAUUGAGGUGCAAGAUCUGACUGGUGAUAGCCUUUCUAUGCGUUUCACUAGGGGAAAAUUAGGCUUUCAGAGAAAAACGGAAGGAAACCAGUGA